Messenger RNA from Thyridium curvatum, 429 nucleotides. RefSeq lists its product as uncharacterized. The transcript has a single exon. The coding region runs from base 1 to 429 and encodes 142 amino acids. Lineage: Eukaryota; Fungi; Ascomycota; Sordariomycetes; Thyridiales; Thyridiaceae. The record is from RefSeq and is a predicted model, not a curated record.
AUGACGGAACCGUCCAAGCCGAAAAGAUGGCUGAGCCGAAUCAAGCAAAAGCUCUCCGGCGGGAAAGGCGCCGCCCAGUCGUCACCACACGCCGGCACGACGCCGUCGAAGCGGACCCAGUCCAUGCCGACAAACUCGGAGGUGCUGGCGCGUCUGCAGCCGGACAAGUACCACUACGACCUUACCGUGCAGCCCGGUCCGCCGACAGCCGACUCGUCGGCCACUCUAGACCAGGCCGCACCCGUGGGAGAUGCUUCCCAGGAGCCCACACGCAAGGAGACCGGCGUCAACCCUACCAAGAGCUCCGCUGCAAAGGCAUCGGAUCUUGUCGCGCCGGCCAAGGAAUCUGAGCGUCCCCGGCAGUGCGCGAUGUGUCUCGGCUACCUUGACUACAGACCGGGAGGGGAGAUGUGUCAGUGUAGGGGCUAA